Amphibalanus amphitrite is the source of this 2940-nucleotide messenger RNA. RefSeq names its product lysine-specific demethylase 7B-like. Lineage: Eukaryota; Metazoa; Arthropoda; Thecostraca; Balanomorpha; Balanidae. Gene Ontology annotation, molecular function: transcription coregulator activity; histone demethylase activity. The coding region runs from base 57 to 2477 and encodes 806 amino acids. The transcript has 15 exons. The record is from RefSeq and is a predicted model, not a curated record. Gene Ontology annotation, biological process: protein demethylation; regulation of transcription by RNA polymerase II.
UGCUCCGUGGUUUUGUGUGUGUUUGUGUGUUGUUGAACGCGUUGGAAUUCAGAAAAAUGGCCUCCAGUGAAUCACUCUGCACCUGUGGUCAGCCAUAUGACAACACAAAGUUUAUGAUUCAGUGUGAUAUUUGCAAGGACUGGCUCCAUGGACUAUGUGUUGGCCUUCGUGAGCACCAGAGUGUUGACAUUGACAAGUAUCACUGUCCAAGAUGUGAGCUGAUGUGCGGCCCGUCAAUAUACAAGCAGAGGACCAACUGGCAUCGGCUUGAUCCGUACGAAGCGAACGCCGAGUCCAGGCCAGUGCAGACGGGCACUCCCAUCUUCAUCAAGGAGCUGCGGUCCCGCCACUUUGAAGGCGCGGACGAUGUGGUGGUGCGGCUGCGCGGUCAGCAGCUGACGCUGCCCUACCUGGCGCAGCACGGCUGGGAGCGGCCGAUUCAACUCGACUCGGUCGAGGGGCUCGGCAUGCAGCUCCCGCCGGCCGCCGGCUUCACCGUGCAUGACAUCGAAAACUACGUCGGCUCUGAGCGUGAGGUGGACGUGAUCGACGUGGGCCGCCAGCGGGACAUCCGUCUGACGAUGCACGAGCUGGCCGACUAUUUCAGCAGCGGCCAGCGCUCCGAGACGCUCAACUGCAUCAGCCUUGAGUUCAGCGGCACCGGGCUCUCUGCGCUGGUGGAGGCGCCGUACAUCGUGCGGAAGCUGUGCUGGGUGACCUCCCUGUGGCCGACUCCGCCGCCCGAGGGCGUCGAGAAGCCCACCGUCACCAAGUACGCGCUCAUUAGCGCCGUCGACUCGUACACCGACUUCCACGUGGACUUUGGCGGCACGUCCGUCUGGUAUCACGUGCUCCAGGGAGAGAAGAUAUUCUACCUGAUCCGGCCGACGGCGUCUAACCUAACACUGUACCAGCGCUGGCUCAACUCGCCGACACGCAGCUCCACAUUUUUUGGAGACCAGGUGGACGCCUGCAGCCGUCUGUGUGUGCGCGCCGGCCAGACGCUGCUCAUCCCCUCUGGCUGGAUACACGCCGUCUACACACCGCACGACUCGCUGGUCUUCGGCGGCAACUUCCUCUGCAGCCUCAACGUGCCCAUUCAGCUCAAAGUGUACGAGCUGGAGAAGAAGAGUCGCACGCCGCUCAAGUUCCGGUUCCCGUCGUUCGAGACGUGCCACUGGCUGGGCGCCCGCCGCCUGGUGGAGGAGAUGCGCGACUACAGCGACGCCAACCAGCGGUGUCCCACCUACCUGGUGCAGGCCGGCCGCAGCCUGGCCGCCCAGCUGCGCGCCUGGGCACACGACGCCUCGUCGGCCCGGCGAGGUGUGGAGCCCAUACCUGCCUUCAUCAACCCCAGCAAGCUGAUCAAGAUGAUCAACAAGGAGGUGCGCCACGCGGAGAAGUACAGCGCACAUGCGCCGGCGGUGGCUCCUGCGCGGCCCGAGCGCCAAUCGCGCCGCCAGGUGAAGAAGCGACCGCUGGGCGCCGACUUUGUGGAUAUCUCGGAGCGCUCCGAGUUCGAGUCACUGCUGCAGCAGUCGGCGGCGGCCGAGCGUCGCACCGAGCCGGCGCGCCGGCUGACGGUGCCGCGGCCCGUUCCCAGCCCGGCGCCCGGCCCGGCCAGCGGCGCCCACCGCGCCCCGCCGGCCGCCGGCGGCGGUCUCAAGAUCCGGCUGGGGCCGCGCGUGCAGCCGCCGCCCGGGCUGGACGAUGAUGACGAGGAGGCGCCGCUGACCAUCGACGACUCGGCGCCGGCGUCCCGGCGCUACGGCCGCAUCCGCUCCGUGUCCAUGGACAACCCGCUCAAACUGCGCCUCUCCAUCGACGGCCGGGCGGACCCGGCGCCUCCGCCGGCCUCCAACGGCAUCGAGGAGCUGCUGCGCGCCUCCAGCGUGGCUGACGGUGGAGGAGGCGGCGGCGGCGGCUCGGACGGCACGCUGCCGGCCGGCCAGGCGUCGCCGGCCACCCGGGACGCCAUCGUUGGCAUGCUGACCAUGAGCCGCGCCGUGGUGGAGCCGGAGCCGGCGCCGGCGCCGGCGGCUAAACGCAGCCGGCCGCACUCCUACUCAUCAGAUGAGGAGACGUUUGCCGCCACGCAGGACGACGAGUAUGUGUACCCGGCGAUCGACGACUCAGAUGACGAGCACGUGUUCAAGCCGCGCGGCCGGCGCCGCGGCGACGAGGCCUGGAACCCCAAGGCGCGCGUGUCGGUGAACGCGGGGCGCAGCUGGCGACCGGCGCGACCCAACGCGGCGCGCCGACCGCCGCUGACGCCCCAGUCUGCCGGCCACCGGACGCUCGCGUCGCUGAAGAAGGUGCAGCCAAAGAAGAGAGACCCGCAGCCCGGCUCUUCCAGUUCGGGCCUCUCGCUCGGAGGUGGCCCCGACUCUGUCAAACGACCCAAGCCGAAGAAGGGAAUGGCGACCGCCAAGCAGCGUCUGGGCAAGAUCCUGAAGCUGAACAAGAUGAAGUUCUGAGGAGGCGGCGGCGCCGGCGGGCCUUGGACCGGCUGUGAUGUCCCACCUUGUGUUCAGAGGGCGCCGUGCGGCCGGCGGACCGGGGCCGGCGUCUCCCGGCCGUGGCCACGCUCGCACGGUCAGUCCCACCACGGGUGGCUGUGUGUACGUUAUACGCACGCGCUCUGCGCCGCCGAUUAUGACGACGAUCUGCCCUGGUAGCCUUCAUCGCUCAUGUCCAUAGCGGUGGCGCCGUGGCCGGCCGAUGCGUGAUACAUGAAUUAGUGCACCGCGUAGCAUUCAUCAUCCUCAUAUUUACUGGCGUCAGACUGCGCCAGCUUUUUGUUAUCGGAUCAUUCACAAUUUACGUUGUGAGUAACAAGUAGGUCAGAAGCUACCUGCAGCUUUAAGGCCUAACGGCAGUUCAUCGUAUGUGUCCAGUGCGUUCUGAAUGAAUAUUGUAUGAAUACGAAUCUAUCGCAUA